Messenger RNA from Meloidogyne enterolobii, 1264 nucleotides. NCBI's taxonomy places the organism in Eukaryota, Metazoa, Nematoda, Chromadorea, Rhabditida, Meloidogynidae. The record is from the annotation of a GenBank genome assembly.
CGACUCAUAAACUUCUCCUGGGAAGAAGCUUAUGAUAUUCUCUCCUGCUUCUUUGUUUUUCAAUCAAAAACCUUGUCCACUUCUAACUGUUCACUUCGAAGGAUCUCACCAGCUGACCGAAUCUUAUCACUCUUAAGGAAACUCUCCUUAUAUGAGGGAGGUCACUCUUCCCGUUCUAAUUUAAAUUUUCAUAUUAUCAUCAACAAAAAAUUAUGUUUUUAAGACAAAGUUUACCGUUACCACAAGAAACUUUGGAAAAAUUGGCAGUAGAAUUAGUUCUUGUACUUGACGAAGCACAAAGAGUUUCUGACUACGACACCGAGAUUACAAAAAUAGAAAAUGCCAUUGAAGAGAUUAAACAGGGUGGAAAAACCAUUUUCGAAGCAAAAAAUCAACGCUUAAAUCGCAAUUUAUUAAAAUUUGUUUUGUGGGGAAUUUUAAAUAUUGAAGGGCCAAAUGAUAAUUUAAAGAAGAAAAUAGCACUAGCUUUUGAGAGAUUGCACUCUGCUGAUGAAUUUAUUAAGCUUUACGGGGUAGAAGAUUCUGGGAGGAUACAAGUGGAGAAAUGUGUGAAGGAUGCUGAAGAUGUAUUAAACCGCGCUAUUGUUUUCAUAAAACUUUUUGAUAAUUUUCGUGGAGGAGCAACAGCGGAUGAAAAGAAAACUGAGCAGAUAACCAGUCAAAUAAAUGUUAAGAAAGGAUUUGAUGAGGGUGAAGGUUGAGUGCCAGGCCUAGCGAACAUUUUUUUCUCGCUUGCCGGCCAAAAUACUUUUUUUUAAAUUUUUUUUUGUAGUCUUUUAGUAUUGUAAUUUUAGCUUUUUUUACUCAUGAUUUUUAAAAGGCGCAAAAGAAUUAAUUUAAAAACAAUUGAAAUUUUUAAAAAAUUGAGAGAGUGCGCACAAAAGAAUAAAAAUUUGAAUGAUUUUUUGUUUGUUUUUUUUAAUUUGAAUUGUAAGGAAUGGGAGAGGGUUGGAGGGGUGAGGAGGAAGGAAAGGUAUGGGUUUCUAUGAGUAUCUUUUAAAGGGCUUUGUUUUUUAUUAAAUUUGUCUGGCAAUUGAAGGGGGGGGGGGAAUUGUUCGGCAUUGUAAACGAGGGGAUGUUGGAUGGAGUUGUUCAUGUUUCUUUUAUUAGGCUGUCGGAGAAUUAUGUGAAGGUGUGAGGUUUUGGAGUGUUGUAGUAUGUUGGUGAAAUCCACAAAUAUCCGAACCGAACCUUUCGUAUUUUCUGUACUUUUUCCGGAAUCCAGAUAUGUCAAAAAUGUGAG